Messenger RNA from Aphidius gifuensis, 6016 nucleotides. RefSeq names its product neuroglian (gene Nrg). Gene Ontology annotation, biological process: axon guidance; dendrite self-avoidance; homophilic cell-cell adhesion. Bases 256 to 4008 code for a protein of 1250 amino acids. The transcript has 5 exons. Gene Ontology annotation, cellular component: axon; plasma membrane. Gene Ontology annotation, molecular function: cell-cell adhesion mediator activity. The record is from RefSeq and is a predicted model, not a curated record. Lineage: Eukaryota; Metazoa; Arthropoda; Insecta; Hymenoptera; Braconidae.
UAUUAUUAUCAUGAUUAUUAUUUCGAUCCAACAGAACACCGUUGAACACCGUACGAAAACGAGAGAGAAUAAUAAAAAUAAAAAGAGUGUGUGUUGAGUGUUGUGUGUAUACACAUUGAAUGCAAGAGACAGUGGUUUUUACUCCAAUAUUUAUUAUAAAAUAAAAAAAAGAAAGAUAUGUCUUGGUUGGAUUAAAAUAGUAUAAAAUAGUUAAUAAUUUACAUAUUAUAUAUAUUUAAUUGACUGGCUGGAACGAUGAAGGCUUCAAUAAUUUUAAUCAUUGCAUAUUCACUAUGUGCAUCAGCAUCAAUUCAAUCACCACCGAGAAUAUCAAAACAGCCACCAACAGAAGAGUUGUUGUUUCAAGUUGCUCAGGAAGGUGUCAAAGAAAAUGACAAGCCAUUUUUAAUUGAAUGUGAAGCAGAAGGUGAACCAGCACCAACAUAUCGAUGGAUUAAAAAUGGUAAAAAAUUCGAGUAUCAAGCAUAUGAUAAUCGUAUAUUACAACAACCUGGACGUGGUACAUUGGUAAUAUCAAGUCCAAAAAAUGAAGAUUUAGGACAAUAUCAAUGUUUUGCUGAAAACGAAUGGGGUACAGCAACAUCAAAUUCAGUAUUUGUUAGAAAAGCCGAGUUGAAUUCAUUUAAAGAUGAUGAUGAACAAUCAUUAUCAGUUAAUGAAGGUGAACCAUUUAAAAUGACAUGUCAACCACCAGAUGGUUGGCCAAAACCAAGUGUAUACUGGUUAAUUCAAGACACUGGUGGUAUUAUUAAAUCAAUAAAUAAUUCACGUAUGACACUUGAUCCAGAGGGUAAUCUUUGGUUUAGUAAUGUAACACGUAAUGAUGCAUCUGAUGAUUUUUAUUAUGCAUGUGCUGCAUCAUCAUUAUAUCGUAAAGAAUAUAAACUUGGUAAUAGAUUUUUAUUGAAUGUUAUAUCAUCAGCAGCAUCAGCAAAUCAAAAUAAAGUUGCACCACGUUUACAAUAUGUCAGUAGAAAAAAUGAAGUUGCAUUACGUAGUAAAAAAAUUGAAUUAUUUUGUAUAUAUGGUGGUACACCAUUACCAGAAAUAAUAUGGAAUAAAAAUGGUGUUAGAAUAAAACCAUCUGAUCGUAUAACACAUGGUAAUUAUGGUAAAUCAUUAAUAAUAAAAUAUGUUAAUUUUGAGGAUAAAGGAACAUAUACAUGUGAAGCAUCAAAUGGUGUUGGUAAAGCAGCAAGUCAUUCAAUUGAUUUAACAGUACAAGCUGUACCAUAUUUUACUGUUGAGCCAGAUGUUAUUAAUGCUGCUGAAGAUGAAACAAUAACAUUUAGAUGUGAAGCUGGUGGUGUACCACAACCAGAAAUUAAAUGGAUACAUAAUGGUAAACCAUUAUCAGAAGCACCACCAAAUUCAAGACGUAAAGUAACAACAAAUUCAAUAACUAUUGAAAAAUUAAUUAAAACAGAUACUGGAAAUUAUGGUUGUAAUGCAACAAAUUCAAUUGGUUAUGUUUAUAAAGAUGUUUAUGUUAAUGUAUUGGCACUUGCACCAGAAAUAACACAAGCACCAAUUGAUGUAGCAACUGUUGAUGGUAAAACAAUUGUCAUGACAUGUCGUGUAUUUGGUGCACCAAAACCAGCAGUUAAAUGGAUACGUAAUGGACAAGAACUAACUGGUGGACGUUAUAUAACUCAAGAUAAUGGUGAUUUAAAUAUUGAAAAAGUUAUAUUUUUAGAUGCUGGUGAGUAUACAUGUCAUGCAUCAAAUAAAUUUGGUGAAGUUAAAGAAAAAGCAGUUUUAACUGUUAAAGAAAAAACUAAAAUAACUGAUGAACCAGAAAAUUAUGAAGUUGCUGCUGGUGCACAAGCAACAUUUCGUUGUAAUGCUGUUGCUGAUUCAACAUUAACAUUAUCAAUUGAUUGGUUAAGUAAUGGUGAACCAAUUGAUUUUGAAAAUGAGCCACGUUUUGUAUUAGCAUCUGAUUCUUCAUUAUCAAUAACUAAAACAACUGAACUUGAUUCUGGUACAUAUACAUGUGUUGCACGUACUGAACUUGAUGAAGCUAAAGCAUUUGCAACAUUAACUGUACAAGAUGUACCAAAUGCACCAGUAUUACAAAAUACAGAUUGUCAAGCAAAAAGUGCAACUUUACAAUGGUCACCAAUGGGUGAUAAUCGUUCACCAAUAUUACGUUAUUCAAUACAUUAUAAUACAUCAUUUACACCAGAUUCAUGGGAACUAAUUAAUGACAAUGUACCAGCAACUGAACAAUCAUAUGAUAUACAAAUGACACCAUGGGCAAAUUAUACAUUCCGUGUUAUUGCACAUAAUAAAAUUGGACCAUCAACACCAUCAUCACACAGUAUUGUAUGUACAACACAACCAGAUGUUCCAUAUAAAAAUCCAUCAAAUGUCAUGGGUAACGGAACAAAUCCACAAAAUCUUGUAAUAAGUUGGACAAUAAUGCCACAAAUUGAACAUCAUGCACCACGUUUUAAGUAUCGUGUACAAUGGCAUCGUGAUAUACCUGGUGAAAAAUGGGAAAUGAAAGAAAUUGAUGAUUGGCGAACAAGUCGUUAUCAAAUUGAUAAUCAACCGACAUAUCAACGUUAUAAAAUACGUGUUGUUGCUAUUAAUGAAAAAGGUGAAUCACGUGUUACACCAAGUAUUAUUAUUGGUUAUUCUGGUGAGGAUCAACCAACACAAGCACCUGGUAAUUUAACAAUUGUUGAUGUAAUAUCAUCAACAACAGCUAAACUAUCAUGGACACCAGUUAGUGAAAAUUCAGUACGUGGUGAAUUGCGUGGUUAUAAAAUACAAACAUGGACUGAUAAAGAUGGUGAAGAGGGUAUGCGUGAAAUAACAAUUGCCGGUGGUAAUACAACAAAAGCUGAUAUUGAUAAAUUUGUACCAUUUAGUAAAAAUUGGGUUAGAAUAAUGGCAUAUAAUGGAAGAUACAAUGGUCCAACAUCUGAGUUAGUUAGUUUUAAUACACCUGAGGGUGUACCUGGUACUGUAUUGAGUCUUGAUGCAUCACCAAUGGGUUCAAGUGCAUUUUAUUUACGCUGGACAAAACCAGCUGAGCUUAAUGGUAUAUUGACUGGUUAUAGAAUAUAUUAUCAAAUUGUUGAUGGUACAUCACUUGGUUUAUUACUUGAACGACAACCACAUGUUUAUGAUCCUGAAAUAACAAGUGCUAAACUUGCUAGUCUUGCACCAAAUACAAAAUAUCGUGUUCAUGUACGUGCAACAACUGAAGCUGGUGAGGGAGCUGAUUUUUAUAUUGAAGAAACAACUCGACAUUCACAAAAACCAGAUACACCAAGAUUUGAAUGGGGAAGUAUGCCAAUGAAAAAUGGAUAUUCAAAUGUCAAGUUAACUUGGAUACCAAAUUUGGCUGGUUAUCCUGGUAGUCAUUUCUUUGCAAAAUACAAGCUGAGAGAUGAAACUAUUUGGCAAGAAAGUGAUCCAGAAUUACAGGGUACUGAGUUGGUAUUAACUGGCUUGGCAAGUGGUGAAAAAUUCUUGAUGGCUAUUGUUGCUGUUGAUGGUGAUUAUUUAUCAGAGAGUCAAAUACAAGAAAUUGAAACGACAAAUGAAGAUCCAAUUAUUGAAGCUAAAGAAAAUGUUGCAACGGCUGGAUGGUUUAUUGGAAUGAUGUUGGCAAUUGCAUUUCUAUUGAUGGUACUAAUAAUUGUAUGUGUUAUAAAACGUAAUCGUGGUGGUAAAUAUGCUGUUCAUGAGCGUGAAUUAGCAGCUGGACGAGGUGAUUACGAUGAGGGUGGUUUUCACGAGUAUUCACAACCACUUGAUACAAAAUCAGCUGGUGGAAGAGCAUCACAAGCUUCAUCAUCACAUCAAGAUCAUAAAAAUCCAGAGUCUGAUACUGACUCUAUGGCUGAAUAUGGCGAGGGUGAUACUGGACGUUUUACGGAGGAUGGAUCAUUCAUUGGACAGUAUGGACCCAAAGCUAGACCAGACGAGACUCCAUCACUUAAUGCUGGUUCAUUGGCAACUUAUGUGUAAGAUCAUCAUGUCAAUUUAUUCAUCGUAAUUUAAAAAAAGCUUCUUUUUCUUUUUUUUUAUUCAUUCAAUAAUUAAAUCAACAUCUUGUCUGAAAAAAUAAUUAAAUUAAUCUUGCGCCGGGCGUAAAUUCAAACACUCUACUGCCAUUUUAAAAUAUGUUUCAUUUGGGUUUUAUUACUUAAAAAAAAAAAUAUAAUAUAAUACUGACAAUAUAAAUUCAAUCAAAUAAUAAAAUUUGGAUAAUCAAAAAAAUUUUUUAAUAAUACAUUUUUCAAGAGAUCGUUUGUUAACUGCACGACAAUUUAUUAUUAUUAUUUUUUUUCUAUUUAAAAAUUAAUAAUUCAACAGUUCUUUUGACUGCUUAUUUUUAUUUUUUUUUAAAUAUUCCAUCCGAGUGAAUCCUCACGUGAGUUAUAAAACCCAAAGAUAAAUUAGAUUAUUAUUAUUUUUUCUUUCAAGACCGCAAGCUAUCGAUGAGGCUUAAAAAAAAAAUCGAAAAAAAAAUAAAAUAAUGAUCUUAUUACUAGUAGAAAUAUAUAAAAAAUAAAAUCAUCAUCGGUAACGCUUUCUGAAGCCUUAAAAUUAUAAUAAUAAUAAUAUUUAUCAUGUCAUUGAUUUUUGGCCCAGUUAAAAAAUUUGUUAAAUAAUUUUUGAAUUUUGACGUAACGCGUGAGCUUAAACACACAGGGUCAGUGAUUUUAAUUGUUGAUUUAAAUAUAAAUUAAUAAAAAUUGAAUUUAAUAUUGGUAAAACAAGACUGCAAUUAUUAUAUGUUGAUCAUGUUACAACACUGACACUAUUAUUUGAUAUAAAAAAAAAUGAAUAAUUUUGUUGAAAAGUAUUUUUCUUUUUACAUAAAAAAAAAUUUCGACAGUGGGCCAAAUUCAAAUAGAAAAAGUAAAUAAAAAAAAUAUAUUACGUACUAUAUAAACACACGAGAUAAAUAAAUAUUUAAUGAUAAUUAUGACAGAGAAUUUUAACGACUACUCAUGAUGAAAAUUGAAAUUUAAACAUAAUAAUUAAUAAAAAAAAAAUAUAUAUAUAUAUUUGCACUUUGCAAAAUAAUGCAAGGCCUCUAAUAAUUGUUGCUUUUGUAUGUGUAAAACACGCUUUUUAAAUUAAUAUAUAUUUCAUUUUUUUUUUGACAAUUAUUUUGUUUUAAAUUAGCACAGCAUUAUGAGUAGAGACAACAUAAGUAUUUAAUAUAUUAAACUAUUGAAAAAUAUAAAUAUAAAAUAUAUAUUAUUAGUUAGUGUUUAAAAAAUUACAAAAAUUAAAAAAAAAUAAAUAAAACCACAAGAGCAGCUAUUAUAUUAUAUUAUUAUUAUUAUUAAAUAUUAUUAUAAUUGCGAUUUAACGUUGCGUAUUAUUAAUUAGCACCAAAUGGCACUUAGUUAAUUAUUUUUUCAGUUGCGAAUUUGUGUAUAGAAAUAUUAGUUAAGUAAACAAAAAACAAAUGGGUAAAAUUAAUUUGUAAUGGUAUAAAAAAGACAAUUGUAAAAUUUAGAAUUAAGUUAUUUUAAUUUAUUAUAAAUAAUUUAAGCUUAUUAUUGUUUUUUUUUUUUUUAUAUUUUUUUCGUGUAAUGUAGAAAACCUGGUUUUUUUUUUUUAACUUAUUUAUUUAAAUUGUUUAGAAUUUUUUGGUGGAUUAAAAUCUUGUCGUAAUAAUUUUUCUACCAUAAAAUAAUGAAAGAAAAAUUUAAUAAUUGUUUAUACUUUUGCCAGAAUCUCAAUUUAUCAUUAAUAGAUUUUAUAAUUUUCCCAUAAACUUCCAGUAUUUCGUUUAUUUUUUUUUUUUUUUUUGUUAUUUAUAAUUUUAAGGCUUCCCUGUAAAAAUUCACUGCAAAAUUUUUAAUUAUAUUAUUUUUUUUUAAUGUUAAUGUAAUUUAUAAUUUUGCAGUGUCAUGUAUGUCAUAAAAUUGUAAAAUUAUAAAGCUAUUAUUUCAUUGUAACUCUUUGGAGAGAAAAAAAAAUCCAGUCAAAGUGCAGCUCAUUUCUUAGCCUGCAG